AUCCAGUCUGCUGCUCCCCCUCCAGACCAGACUGACCGACGACACUCACCGGACCUCCGUCUCUCCGUGGACCCUCGACCGACGACCUGAAUUCCGCCCGCAUCUACAGGUUCUCAUGAUGGAGGAAAUGGACUUUGAGAGGCGCCGUGAGCUCAGGAGGCAGAAGAGGGAGGAGAUGCGACUGGAGGCUGAGCGGAUGUCAAGGAAUGACGACGACGAGGAGGAAGCUGCUCGCGAGCGACGGCGGCGAGCACGCCAGGAGAGAAUGAGGAUCCGAGAGGCCGAAGAGUCGAGCGCUGCGACGGAGAACGUCCCAAUCAGUAACAGCCACAGCAUCUCAGAGUCGGUGACAGUUAGCAACAUUGGCGGUGGCAAUGAUGAAGACCAGGCACUGCAGGAUCUGAUGGCCAAACGGGAAGAGCGGCGACAGCGACGUCUGAAGGAGGCGCAGGAGCGUCAGAGGCAGCUGGAUGCGGAAAACAGCGCCGCCAUGGUGGAGCAGGAGAGGUCUGCGUCAUGGCGCCGCGGUCGUCGUGGUGAGGAGGAGGAGGAGGAGAAGACGUACAGAUCCAGGAGAGAUGAAGAGCAGAGGGAGGAGGAGGAGAAGUCGUACAGGUCCAGGAGAGAUGAAGCGCAGAGGGAGGAGGAGGAGAAGUCGUACAGGUCCAGGAGAGAUGAAGCGCAGAGGGAGGAGGAGGAGGUCCAGGUGGAAGAAGAGGCUCCUGAUGCUGAGGAGGAAGAAGAGGUGGAAGAAAAACCAGGGAGUGCAUAUUCAAGAGAGCAGUUGAGUGAGAGGGCUGGAAUCAGGGAGGAGACGAGGAAGCAGAACGGCGAGCUCCACAAGGAGGGGACUCCUGACCUGCACAAGAAGCCAGAGCGUACGCUCAGUCGCGGGAGCCUUCGCUCACCCGAGGUUUCCAGCGCCGAGCAGGAGCAGGACGACGCCGCACGCCUGGAGGCCGAGCACAAACUGGAGGAGCUGAAGCGUCGCCGCGACGACGCAGAGAACGAAGAGUUCGAAAGGAUGAGACAAAAGCAGCAGGAGGCCGAGGCUGAACUGGAGGAACUGAAGAGGAAGAGGGAGGAGAGGAGGAAGGUGCUGGAGGAGGAGGAGAGACAGAGGAGGGAGGAGGAAGAGCAGAGGAGGGCCAGAGAGGAGGAGGAGAAGAGAAGGAUGAAGGAAGACAUUGAGAGGAGGAGAGCAGAAGCUGCAGAGAAGAGGCAGAAGGUGGAGGAUGGAGUGGAUGGAGAGGCCAAGCCCUUCAAGUGUGUCAGUCCCCGCGGCUCCUCACUUAAGAUCGGAGAACGCGCCGAGUUCCUCAACAAGUCCGCACAGAAAAGCUCGCAGAAGACAUCUCACUCCCCUGUCGUGUCCAAGAUCGACAACAGACUGGAGCAGUACACGUCUGCUGCGCAAAGAGAAAACAGAGAGUCCAGGUCUCCUCGCUCCGGCGCCAGCGACCUGCCCGCCGUCACCGACAACAUCCGAAACAUCAAGAGCAUGUGGGAGAGAGGAAACGUCUUUAGCUCACCAGGGGGCGCCGCGGGAACCUUCAAGGAAGCAGCGGUGAUGAAGACGGGCGUGGCCGGGCGCAUCAACGACUGGCUCAACAAAACUCCAGAGAGCGGCAAAGUCUCAGGCGGGAGACCGACGGACCUGAAGCCUGUUGAUGUGACCAACAAGAGGAGUCUAUGGGAGAACAAAGGAGCCAAGGUUUCAGGAAGAGACGAGCACAAAUCCGUGACCAAUGGAACAGGUCACUAACAUGAUGAUGGAGCCACCCAGCCCCCGGAUUCGUCCUCUGACUCCUCUAGAAACCUCCACGAACCCCCUGGCAGUAAGGGCACAGCACUGGACCCCGGCUAGAGAUUCUCCUGGGCUCAGUGUUUUUGCACAAAGUUUGGCGUAAAAGAAACGACGAUGCUGUGAAAUUUGACGAAUAACUUAUUCCAGAUCCUGCCGCGACGAAAGCGCUCAAAUUAGACUCCGCGUGGAGUCUGUCCCACAUUCCAGGUGCUGAAGGUCGGCGACGGAACUUCCUGGUUCCCAUAAAUACCCCAUCGCAACAUCACAGUUGGAUUAGCAUGAUGCUAAUGUUGAAGUGCAGGUCUUGUUAUGGUUAUCACAGCACUUUUGAGUUUAGAGCCUGGUGAACUGUGCUGUCCUUGGCUGAGACGAAAUCCUGAAUGUUCCAUGCGUACGGAGCUUUGUGUAGAUCCGAUGCCAGAUUAGCUUCAUUGUGCGUGUGGGUUGUACCCUGCGAAGGUUAAUGUCGCAGAUGCAGUUUGAAGGCUACUUGUAUUUUGAAGUAGAAAGAAUUAAGCAGCUACUUUUAUGGCAGAAAUUAAGUUUGCAGUUUGGACUGAGGAUACUGUAGGUCAAAGUUCACGUUAGAGAGUGUAGUUGAGUGAUAGUGCGAGCUUCAGAGUGGAUGCUUGGUUUACACGUCGCACCCAAGGUUAGCGUAGCAGCCUGUGUUUAGGACGCUAACGUAGGAGAAAGUCCUGUGAAUGUGAGGUGUGUGAGGACGGAGCUAAUAUGCAAGUUUACAUUGUCAUUUGUCAUGAAUUGGAGGUUGUCCAUACAUCAGCCCAACUCAAGGUUAGCGUUAGCAUUCGAUGCCAUGUUUGAUUUUCUCCUGAUCCUCCAAGACUAUUGAUAAAUAUCUGAGUCACUUCUCAAGAAAGAUCAUUUAAAGUUCUCCCUGAAAGUUCAUAAUAUGUGACAGUAAAAAUGUCCAGUCGCCGACCUUCAGCUGUCUACAUUCGCCUCGAUGACUGAAUUCUACGACACAUUCCAGAGAGAUGAUGAAACAAAGCCCUCUCCAUCUUGUUUAUUCUCUUCUUUAUUCCUAUUUAUAUUGAAGUCAAACGCGUCACCGUUUAUUCGCAGGAUAGGAACAUGAGCACUUGUAGGUUUAGCUGACUUCACUUAUCGUGCCGCUAGUGCCGCGAGAAGUAAUAUAUGCUAGCGCGCGCGACAUUCAAAUAUCCACCUUAUAUCACGUCAUUAUAUUCCUUUUUUUAUACUCACAAAAUUGUCCAAAGACAAAUGUGGAGUCAGACGGCCAUUUUUAUUUUAUUACCUUGUUUAUUUAUGCUAUUUUGUGUUUUGUACGUUUGAUCACUUAAAAAAAAAAAAAAUACUUCGGACAUUCCACUCUUAUCACACAGCCAGAACAGGAAGUGGGCGGAGCCAAUGAGGCUUUUUUAAAAUCUACCUUUCUUUUUUUUAUUGCUUCUAUGCACAUUUGUUAUGGCAACUUCGUCGUUGAUAACAGGGCACAUUACGAUAAAGAAGGUGCCUUUGCGUUUCGCGGUUAUUCUUGUUUCUACCACUGUGUGGCCUUUGUGGUCUGAUUUACCAAAACCAUGUGACACACUGAGGGACCAAUAACAGAAAUGUAUCCACACGAGUCGCAUUUAUGAAAUGCGAUUGUUUUGGUCUAGUAACGCGACUGCACUGCACCGCUAGCUUCUAAACCAUUACACCAAGUUUUUUCCAAUUCACUUGUUUUGUUUGCAAAAUUAGCUUGUGCUUCCAUCAAGUUCCACAAUUAGCUUAAUGUACUGUAGCGUUAGCGUCAGCUAAUGUUGCCAUCCAUCAAUCCAUAACUUUCAGAUUAGAGUUGGAAUCAAGUCCAAGUCACAUGGAUACACACGUCUUGAUCCUUGAUCGUUGUAGUCAUGUGACUUGUACUGGCCAGUAUGAAUGCAGUGAUGUCAUUAACAUGAGACCAAACCAGCAACUAUGCUUCAUUAACGUCUCAUGCAAUCUUGAAAGUUUAAACUUGACCUAUUCCUUCGCAAGUUCCCGACCGAAUUCCCUGAUUUGGACACGUGAAAGCAGUCACGACACGUUACCGGACCAAAUCUUUGCUACAGCUACGAGUCGCCCGAUCGAGUUCCAGUUGUAGCACACAGUUAAAUAAACACAAAUGAUUGGAAAACUGGAGCAGAAAAGUAGUUCUGAAUAUAUAUUUUUCUAUGUGAAAGAAACUUUUUCAGAGCUUUUAUGAGACCAAAAUAAUCACUCAAAGAAAACUUGAAUCAUUUUUUUUUCCAUGUCACAUCUCAAGACAAUCGGAGAAUUGACCAAAAUAUUUGUAUGUUUUUAUACAGUGUUUUUGAUUUUAUAUCAUUUGUUAUAUCAUGUUUAUCCAAACACACAAUGCAGCAACACUUUUUCUAAACCAACGUCAGUUGUUUCAACCUGGACAGCAGAAAUAAAAAAACAUUGACGUCUCUCA
This is a messenger RNA of Synchiropus splendidus (mandarinfish), 4250 nucleotides long. RefSeq names its product caldesmon 1a (gene cald1a). The coding region runs from base 116 to 1765 and encodes 549 amino acids. The transcript is spliced from 14 exons. The record is from RefSeq and is a predicted model, not a curated record. Lineage: Eukaryota; Metazoa; Chordata; Actinopteri; Syngnathiformes; Callionymidae. Gene Ontology annotation, biological process: actin filament bundle assembly; muscle contraction; angiogenesis. Gene Ontology annotation, cellular component: actin cytoskeleton. Gene Ontology annotation, molecular function: myosin binding; calmodulin binding; actin binding.